Messenger RNA from Sciurus carolinensis (gray squirrel), 2877 nucleotides. RefSeq names its product MINDY lysine 48 deubiquitinase 1 (gene Mindy1). Gene Ontology annotation, cellular component: cell periphery; cytosol. Lineage: Eukaryota; Metazoa; Chordata; Mammalia; Rodentia; Sciuridae. The transcript has 10 exons. The coding region runs from base 1013 to 2419 and encodes 468 amino acids. Gene Ontology annotation, molecular function: cysteine-type deubiquitinase activity; cysteine-type carboxypeptidase activity; K48-linked deubiquitinase activity. The record is from RefSeq and is a predicted model, not a curated record. Gene Ontology annotation, biological process: protein K48-linked deubiquitination.
CUGCUGCUGUCCAGCUCUGCUCCUCCCUGCUCAGCAAGGGCACUUGCUCUUCCCUAUUCUCACCAGAGAGGCACAAGCGCUCCGUCCCUUCCAGCGGCAGGCGGAGGGAAGAGAAAGGGUCUGUUGUUUUUCUCUCCUCUCCUUGUUUCUCUCUCCCUCUCUGCUGAUCACCAAGCUGCUGACCGGGUCAGAAAGCCCUGAUGGAAAUCCACCGGUGCUGGGCAGACCCCUCCUCCAGGAACCUUGUCCUUGACUAAUUUUUCUUUCUCCCAAUGGGAACAAGAGAAAGAGAAAGGGGAAAAAAGAAAAACCACAAACUUCUUUUGAAAACCAGUUUAGUUAGGGCCUGGCGUGCGCACGCCCAAGACUCAGCCACUCAAGAAUCCUGAAGUCACUCUGAGCCACCACCAGGAGCACCUGGGCUGCACCCCUUCUUGUCCUCACCCUACUGCUGUGCCCCAGUCCGGGGCAUGAGUCCGGAAAUAGCCACAACCCAGCCAGGACGGCCAGCCACGCUUGUAAACCUGUGUCAACCUGUAUAAGCUCUGGAGUUGACAGCUGGGAGGCAGCAGGCACUGGUGGUACUCCUCACUGUCCCCACCUCCCCCAUCAGACUGCCAGAUCCUGGAACUGCACCCGCUUCUUUAAGGAAAGCUGGCUCCACUCAGUGUCUCCAGUCCCACCAGAACCAUCACUCUCAAGCCUAGAAGCCCAAGCCAUCGUUGGUUCCAUCUGGUCCCAAGUUAAAAGUGGAAAGAUCUCAGUCUGAGUCCUGUUUAUACAAGCUAAGAAAGGCUGGUACUACUCGUCACCAGGAGUGCCUGUGCAGACACACUAGCCAGUCUUCCAUACCACAUUCAUUUUCCAAGACUUUUCUCAGUGCCUUUACUUUCUAGUUCAAUGAUCUUCUUCUUAUUGGACAGGUCUAUCUUUUGCAUACCAAGACUGACAUAGGCAAUCGCUUGAGGUUAGGAAACAUCUUCAGCAUCCCUCAGUUGCCUCCCUUCCCAUCAUGGAACACCCUCAACCUGAACAUCUAGCCCCUGAUAAGGCCAGGAAUGCAGAAACAGACACCUGUGAAAAUCACAAGGUCCUAUUGGGACCAGAUGAGCACCUUCAGAAUAAAGAUAGCAGAGAUGCUGAUGAGGAGGCUGGAAAACAGGAGCCAGGAGACCAAGCUUUGCUACCAACACAGAGUGGGGAGAAUCUCGAGUCCCCUCCUCCUGAAGCUAACUCAAGUCAACCUGGGCCAUCCUGUAGCAUGUCACCUGAGAUAGAGACAAUAGGGGCAUGCUCCAGGCCCCAGGAGCUUCCCCAAUCCCCCAGGACCUGGCAGCCUGAGCCAGAUUUCUACUGUGUAAAGUGGAUCCCCUGGAAAGGAGAACGGACACCCAUCAUCACCCAGAGCACUAAUGGUCCUUGCCCUCUCCUUGCCAUCAUGAAUAUCCUCUUCCUUCAGUGGAAGGUGAUGCUGUCUCCCCAGAAGGAAGUGAUCACAUCAGAUGAGCUUAUGGCCCACCUUGGAAAUUGCCUCCUGUCCAUCAAGCCUCAGGAAAAGUCAGAGGGACUUCAGCUUAAUUUUCAGCAGAAUGUGGACGAUGCAAUGACAGUGUUGCCUAAACUGGCCACAGGUCUGGAUGUCAAUGUGCGAUUCACAGGAGUCUCUGAUUUUGAGUAUACACCUGAAUGCAGUGUCUUUGACCUACUAGGCAUACCUCUGUACCAUGGCUGGCUUGUUGAUCCACAGAGUCCUGAGGCUGUGAGUGCAGUUGGGAAACUGAGUUACAACCAGCUGGUAGAGAAGAUCAUCACCUGCAAACACUCCAGCAACCCCAACCUCGUGACAGAAGGCUUGAUCGCAGAGCAGUUCCUGGAGACCACUGCAGCACAGCUGACCUACCAUGGCCUAUGUGAGCUUACAGCAGCUGCCAAGGAGGGUGAACUUAGUGUCUUUUUCCGCAACAACCACUUUAGCACUAUGACUAAGCACAAGAGUCAUUUGUACCUACUGGUCACUGACCAGGGUUUUCUACAGGAGGAGCAAGUGGUAUGGGAAAGCUUGCACAAUGUGGAUGGAGACAGCUGCUUUUGUGACUCUGACUUCCACCUAAGUCAUUCCCUCAGCAAGGGACCUGAAGCAGAAGGUGGGGGUAGCUCCCCAGAGAAGCAGCUGCAGGUAGACCAGGAUUACCUGAUUGCCUUGUCCUUGCAACAGCAGCAGCAGCCACAGGGAAUGCUGGACCUUAGUGACCUGGAGCUGGCCCAGCAACUUCAGCAAGAGGAGUAUCAACAGCAGCAAGCAGUCCAGCCUGCGCAGAUGCGGGCCCUGUCAUCCCAGGGGAGAGGAGCCACAUCAGGACGCCCAGCUGGGGAGCGGCGGCAGAGGCCAAAGCAGGAGUCAGACUGUAUUCUGUUAUAGCUCUGCCCCACUGCCAUUCUGACCUGCCCGCUUCUCUCAGAGACUGUGGUUAGUUUGCUUGCUCCCCUAUCUUAACCCAUGAGAUACAUGGGGUAAUUUAUUUAUGGACUGCUGGGGGUCAGAGCAGGCAGUAGUAAAUUCCAAGGUCAAACUCAGUAAUGUCUUUGCCCUCAUGUGCUGCUGCUGCCUUCUCUUCCUCCCAUCCAUGGCAACACUAGGAUGGGCGGGGUGAAGAUUUCUGGUUCCUAACACCCAGAAUAAUCACAUGAAUAUACAGACUCAGGCAACAGGGUGAGGUCCCUAUCUGGAAUGCAUCUCUCUCUCUAUUCCUGACAGCCUCUGGGCUCCCAGCUACCCAGCACGCUUGUCUCCCUUUGCUUCAGGAUUUGAUUUGGGUUUCUAUAUCUGUUAUUUGUAAUGCCUUCCUAGGGGUUUGGAAAUAAAUUUCUUUCCUGAGA